This is a messenger RNA of Aspergillus pseudoviridinutans, 432 nucleotides long. RefSeq lists its product as uncharacterized. The transcript has 3 exons. Bases 1 to 432 code for a protein of 143 amino acids. NCBI's taxonomy places the organism in Eukaryota, Fungi, Ascomycota, Eurotiomycetes, Eurotiales, Aspergillaceae. The record is from RefSeq and is a predicted model, not a curated record.
AUGGACAUGAACGACCUCGAUUCUUUGAAGAUAAUCCGUCCUCUCCUUGAAUACCUGAUCUCGCAAAUUAUGGUCGAGGAUGACCUUGAUUCUUUGAACAUACUCCUGGAAUUAGCAGCACAAGCCCUACACAAAGAUAUUUCAGAAGUGGCUCACCAGGGUGGAGAGAAGGUAUCGAGAACGGUUGUCGCCAGGUUAUAUCGAGUCUAUCGACUCCAACACUGCGUUUACAUACCUACCACCCGUGAACAGGUCAGAGCCUUCGGAUCCAACGUCACCGUGCGGAUGAGCAGAAUGCAGCUUGAAUGGGGCGAAGAAUACAAGAAGGAUCAAGAUGAGGAUUACAGCCCCUGGUACAUGGGUCGUCUUGACGACGCUGGACCGACAGCUACCGGAUCGGAUCGAAUACUGCCGAUUCUUGCAGACGAUUGA